This is a messenger RNA of Lemur catta (Ring-tailed lemur), 1948 nucleotides long. It is a transcript of the gene SLC25A21, whose product is annotated as solute carrier family 25 member 21. Gene Ontology annotation, biological process: transmembrane transport. The coding region runs from base 227 to 1126 and encodes 299 amino acids. The record is from RefSeq and is a predicted model, not a curated record. Lineage: Eukaryota; Metazoa; Chordata; Mammalia; Primates; Lemuridae. The transcript has 10 exons.
CAAAGGGCGCCCCAGAAGGAGCGCGACGGACAGGUUUCCGACCGGCCGUAGAUCACGCAGCAAAUUUGCGCCCUGAACCUUCGCCUUCCAGCAGUUGUUGCAUUGCCGCCCCACAAGGGGCCACUCGGCCCGAGGAUCAACCCCAGCCCCAGCAAUCUGGGUCAGGAGAGGCUGUGCAGACCGGCGUUCAGGCUGCGAGCUCGCCCACUUAUCUCCGCCCGCGAAUAUGUCGGCCAAGCCCGAUGUCGGCUUAGCGCGCGAGGCUUCUCGGCAGAUCGUGGCCGGUGGUUCUGCUGGUCUUGUAGAAAUUUGCCUGAUGCACCCCCUGGAUGUGGUGAAAACCAGGUUCCAGAUUCAGAGAUAUGCAACUGAUCCAAACAGUUAUAAAAGCUUAGGAGAUAGCUUUCGAAUGAUUUUCCGAACAGAAGGGUUGUUUGGUUUUUACAAGGGAAUUCUACCACCCAUCUUGGCUGAAACACCAAAAAGAGCAGUGAAGUUUUUCACCUUUGAGCAGUACAAGAAAUUGCUGGGAUAUGUGUCACUGUCACCAGCAUUGACAUUUGCCAUUGCCGGAUUGGGAUCUGGACUAACAGAAGCCAUCAUAGUUAACCCUUUUGAGGUAGUAAAAGUUGGCCUGCAAGCCAAUCGGAACACAUUUGCAGAGCAACCAUCCACUAUGGGUUAUGCAAGACACAUCAUUAAGAAGGAAGGCCUGGGGCUCCAGGGCCUCAACAAAGGAUUUACGGCAACUUUGGGACGUCAUGGAGUUUUCAACAUGGUUUAUUUUGGCUUCUACUUCAACGUCAAAAACAUCAUUCCUGUCAAUAAGGAUCCAACCUUGGAGUUUUUGAGAAAAUUUGGGAUUGGCCUUCUCUCAGGGACAAUAGCCUCAGUCAUUAACAUCCCUUUUGAUGUUGCCAAAAGUCGGAUUCAAGGGCCUCAACCAGUUCCUGGAGAGAUCAAGUACAGAACCUGUUUUAAAACAAUGGCAACAGUCUAUCAGGAAGAAGGGAUUUUAGCUUUGUACAAAGGCCUGCUUCCCAAGAUUAUGAGACUUGGACCAGGUGGUGCGGUGAUGCUGCUGGUUUAUGAAUACACCUAUUCAUGGCUUCAGGAGAACUGGUGAUUGCCUAGGAAGUAUUUUCCUCCUUGAGAUAAUGGAUAUUUGCUAUGCAGCACCAUGAAGAGGAAAGACUAUGGAUCAGCUAAGCUAGGCAUACAGUUAUGAAGGGGAAAACAGUUUGUUCAAGAACAAAACCUAUUUUAAUACUUUAAAAAUUGUCUUUAGGCAUCUUGAGAUGAUAGUUUGGGCCAUAUACAUAAAACUGUGAGAUUAAAAAUAAUAUGAAGCAAGGAGAUAUAUGAACUGAAUAUACAAAAAUAGCAUAGAAAUCAGAUAUAUUUCAUAAAAGCAAUAUAAACUUUGUCACCUGUGUUCCUGUUACCCUGCUUCACAAUGAAAAUUCAUUGUAUUGAUAAUUAUUUUUCCUAAGAGGUCUAGAAGUGAUUAAAGUAAAUAUUUGAAAAUAAAUCAUUCUGUGGCCAGUUCUUUAAGAAUUAUUCAAAGAAAGACUGGGUUAAAAAAAAAGUUAAGCCAAAAUUUAAAGUUUUUAUAAGGAAUUACAUUCUUCCAUAAAUAAUAUGUAAAGAGCACAAAGAACAUGUUUUUGAAGUGCACUAAAAUGGCUUUUUAAGAAUGUUUACUUUUAUGAGUACUAUGUUAAAAUGUAAAUCUGUUGGUUUUCUUUAGUAAUUAUGCACAUCUCAGCUAUAUUUUUCUAGAUCUACUUUAUAUCUCAUACUGUUGUUUAAACGGAUACUUUUAAACACUGUUUAAAAACGGAAUGUUAAAAUAUGAUUGUUUUAAGCAGGUAUUUUAAAAUUAUGAUAUCCAAAGUCUUUUAUUACAAAUAGAAAACAUAAAAUUAUAUUAAACUACUUCCCUUCA